Pangasianodon hypophthalmus (striped catfish) is the source of this 4223-nucleotide messenger RNA. It is a transcript of the gene rab31, whose product is annotated as RAB31, member RAS oncogene family. The transcript is spliced from 7 exons. Lineage: Eukaryota; Metazoa; Chordata; Actinopteri; Siluriformes; Pangasiidae. The record is from RefSeq and is a predicted model, not a curated record. Gene Ontology annotation, molecular function: GTPase activity; GTP binding. Bases 190 to 774 code for a protein of 194 amino acids.
CGGCGAGUUUCCGUUAGCUGCGGGCAGGAGAUGGUCAGCGCAGGCCGUGGCCACGGUGUGUGAUUUACAGGAGGAAAAGUCGCUGGAAGUACGGCGGGAGAGAGACAGUAAAAAAGGAAAGCAAAAAAAGAAAGAAAGAAAAAGAGAGAGACGGGGAAUAAUGCCUCAAAUGUUGUAGGGGGUUUUGAAAUGGCCAUUAGGGAGCUGAAAGUGUGUCUUCUUGGGGACACAGGAGUUGGGAAAUCAAGUAUUGUUUGCAGAUUUGUCCAGGAUCACUUUGAUCACAACAUAAGCCCAACUAUUGGCGCAUCGUUUUUAACCAAGACGGUCCCCUGCGGCAAUGAGCUUCACAAGUUCCUGAUCUGGGACACGGCAGGGCAGGAGAGGUUUCACUCUCUGGCCCCGAUGUACUACAGAGGAUCUGCUGCUGCCGUCAUUGUGUAUGACAUAACCAAACUGGACUCCUUCCAGACUUUGAAAAAGUGGGUGAAGGAGCUAAAGGAGCACGGCCCAGAGGAUAUUGUGGUGGCAAUUGCAGGAAAUAAGAAUGACCUGGGUGAUAUACGGGAAGUUCCCACAAAAGACGCCAAGGAAUUUGCAGAGUCAAUUGCAGCCAUAUUCAUCGAAACCAGUGCUAGAAAUGCUGUCAAUGUUGAGGAACUCUUUCAAAGUAUUAGUCGGCAGAUCCCCCCUCUGGAGAACACCGACGUGGACAGCAACGAGUCGUUCAAGAUUACACGCCAGCCACUUCCAUCAGCUAGACGCUGCUGUUAGAGGAGUGAGGAAUUUGGCUUGCUCUCUUCCUCAUAGCUGGAUAUUUAAUUUAGCUUUAUAACCAUCAUAACCUGUAACCUAAAGUUAGCCUGACUUUACUGCUGAAGUAAAAAUGAAUUUAGAUUCAGCAGUUUUAAGCACACAGUAGUUUAACGAGUUUACAAACAAGACACAAGGCAGAUUGAGCAAUAUUUCCAGUGUUCAAUGUGAAGCAGUGGAGCAGAGUUAGCUGGCUAACUCUGUAAGAUUAACUUCAUAAGGAGCAGAGCCAUAGAUCUUAAAGCAUUGGUGUCAGACUCCACAGUCCUGAACAGCUUAGAACCCAGAAAAAAGACAAAACCCUAAAGCCCGAUUGUGCUGUUUGAAAGUACUAACCGUCUUUGUUUAAUGUUGGUCCAGUAUCAGCUUGCCAUAUCCAGAUGUUCUUAUUCAUAAGGACACGAAAGGCAAACAAACCCCAAAAGCAUGUGUCUUACUCUGAGGAUUUUAAAACGUAUUAGAAAGCAAUUUGCUCAGAAUGCCUUUAAAAACUGCUCAGCCUGUUUACAUUAGACUUUUAUAACCAGUUACUUUACCAACGCCCUCAACUGACAGCUAUAAUAUCCACCAUAUGUAGAAUAUAAUCAAAGUGUCUCUUAAAAAUUUAAAAGCAGAUUCACACAGAUUAGUCAGUUUACCAAGUCUAGGUCAGAGCAAAAUGUAUCUAUUUAUAUAUUUGCUAUUUGAUUUAGUUUGGUUUCACACUGCACAAAAUUAAAUGAGCGUAAAAGCAAGAGGGGCUGGUAGGCCUGAAAAUGUCCUUGUAAAACUCUUUCGUUGAUUUGUUCAGAAAUACUGCAACGAAAAUGGUAAAAAGCCUAUGUAAAGUAAACAAAGUGAGCACGGAGAACGCAUAGCUGAGGCUAAAUAAAUGAUGAGAUAAUUAUGUUGAUAACUAAACAAUUUGUUUACUGCAUCUAGAAUUUUUAUUUGCUGGUCAAAAUAUCCAGAACACAUGGCAUUUCUGCAGAGAUUCAGCUCGGUCUUUUGGUUCUGUAUGCACCAUGCAGCUCGCAUCUCCAAAAAAAAAAAAAAAAGGCCACCCGUAACCCAAAAUACACAGCAUGUUUACUUUACCUCCCGCAUUUGGGUUGAUUCGCUUGCUCACUACAAUCAAACUGCAAUAGAAUUUGUUAGAAGCAGCCCGAGUCCGCCUCGCUCAGACCAGACGUGUUGGACCAGUCGUUUUGGUUCUCACCCGCCUAAAAGAAUCACAUUGCAGGAGAAAACAAACCAGGAUUCAAUUCAAACAGACUAAACACUGCCCAAGUGAAAGAAUCCUAAGAGGUCAAAUUUAAAGUGAAACCAAGUUAAUGAAUUAAAUAUGAACCAAAUGGGACGUAACCACUGCUCAGUGCUCAGUCACAGGUAGAUGGUUAAGGAUAUUAUAGACUGUUAGGAGUCAUUACAUCUUAUGAGUUUUAUAAAAGCUACACAUGUUAAAUUUGAGAUUUACAGUUUUAGUAUUCCUAUCUCCUUUUAUUCGGUACACUAAUGAAAUUUUCACAGGAGACAUUCCAAGUAGAAUGAUGAUCAUUCCUGUUUUAUAAUCUCUCAUCAUUCAUCGUUGUCCUUGGCUGUUUUAAUGUCAUCUUGAGUUUGAAAACGUAGCCUAAAUGUCAGCAGUAUACAUGUAGGAUAUGUAAUAUUUGUAAGAAAUGAGUGUGUUGUUCAGGUGUGCAGUCAAUAGCUGAAAAUCUAUUGUGCAAUUCUGCACCAAUUUAUGCAUUUUUAUAAAUGUUGCCAAUAACUUGUACAGGAUGCUCAAUUAUCCAAAAUGCUUGUAAUUAUUACUAAUCCAUGAAGUGUCUUAAAAGUGUGGUACUGUGAGAGAUGAAGACGCUAACACAUACGGUAGUUAGCAUUGUACUUUGAAUGUGCAUGCCAUCCACAAGUGCCUAAAGUAUUCAUAAAAUGUAGUUGUAAAAGUCGAUACAGUGUUUAAUAUGUAGGUGAAAAUGUAAACUAAGCAUUGUGCAUUUCUAGAUUGAUCACUCUACAAUUGUGUACGGUUUACAUGUUGUUACAUAUUAUUUAGUGUUACAGUCGUGCAGAUGUUUGCACCCUCACGGUUUUUGCGUAUGGAAAAUGUAAGUGUAUAUUAAAAUCAUCUAAAAAAUAACAAUGGCAAUUGCCACCUCACAGCUCCAGGGUUUCCAUCCAAUCCUGGGUUCAGGUUACUGUCUGUGCAGAGUUUCAUAUGUUCUCCUCCUGGUCCAGCUUCUCUGGUUUCUUCCAAGCUCCCAAAACACAUGCCAGUAGGUGGAUUGGAGACAAUAAAUUGCCGCUAGUUGUGAAUGUGUGUGUUAUUGCUGAUGGACAGGCCUCACAUCCAGUGUGCUCAGGAUAGGCUCCAGUUCUACCGUGACCCCGACCAGGAUAAAGCACUUAUUGAAGAUGAAUGAAUGACUAAACAUAAUUCCAAGAAAUAAUCAAAUGUGUAUCUUGUAAACAAGAUAAGAAUCCAAAGUUUCGAAAAUAAUUAAAAAUGUCAAGGUUUGAGCUGAUAAUUGGCAGAGUUAAAACAUAAUAGAAAUGCUGGUCACACAGUCAGGCAGUUGCCUAUGAAAAUGGCUAUAAAAUAAAUUUCUGCCUUCAUUUUGUCCUAAGUGGGUGUAAACGUUUGCACGUGACUAUAAAAGUGGUUAUUUUUUAUAAUCGGAGUCAGAAGCACUUUGCCAAGUUAAAGAUUGAUUGGUGAACAGCCACCAGGGGGCAGUGCGAGUUUGACUCUUAAAACAAAGCACAUCAUGCUGGGUCUCUCUCUUUCUGUGUCGGUGGAGGUGAAGUCUGUUCACCCCUGAUAAUGUCCACAGCGCCUUUACUGUGUCACUGAUUUGUGUUUGUUGUCGUAAGUAAUGUACCGCUUUUCACAGCCUUUUGUCCGGAUUAUUAACGAAGUAUGUUGAAAUAUUUUCAGUUUGCAAAGCCUCAGAAGAAUCAUAAUGAGAUCAGAGUCUCGGUGCAAAUUGAAGUCAGUUUCAGUUGAAACAGCAGGUUAAUUUUACUUGGCUGUGUCACAGGUUUCUUAAUUGUGUAAACCACUAAGAGUGUGAAAAUUAAACCUGAAAUAGUUCUAGCAUAAAGGAUAGGCUGUACCAGGAUUUAAUACAACAGGGUAUUUAUUUAUACAGAGCAAACCCUGAGAAAAACACAAACCUUUUAACACAUAAAUCUUAAUGCUGUGUGUUAUUUUAUAUCCGUCUUAUCCAUCUCUUAUCUGCUACAACAGAAUGACCAAGACAGAUGUCUUUGCUUUAUGUAUGCUGAUGCAUCAAUUACCAAUACUGCCUAUAAUAGCAAUAAGCAACAAUGCCCUUAUUAUUUACAUAAAUUAUUUACAUCUGAAUGCUGAUCAGAGUAACAGUUUGUAAUAAGCAGUUUGUUAAUAAAUAUGCACAGUAACUUUA